UGUAGAGGAUCUUUUUUUUUUUUCAUUUUUUAAGUUUAUAUUUUGCAGAAAUGUAGUUCUUUUCUUUUGUAUUUCUUUGUAUACACUCAAACAUACAUACAUGCAUACACACAUACAUACGUCUAUAUGACACUGUCUAUAUAAUAUCAUAAACACUUGUCUAUAAACUUUAUAUAUUAUUUUAAAUUCAUAUAUUUUUCCCUUUCUCUUUUGUUUGACACACCAUAAAAACACUAGGUUCAUUAAGGGCUAAGGUGUAUAUAUAUAUAUAUAUAUAUAUUCAUAGAGUACGGAGCAAGUUGCUUUCUUGUAUUUUAGCUAUCCAAAAAGUUUCAAUUUGUAGUUGCUGAAUAUCGCAAUGUGACUGAUUCUGUGUUGCUUUAAAUCUCCGCCUCACCAUUUCCUAAUAUUUAGAGCCUCAAAAGGAUUUACCCAUCUCAAAAGGAACCACGUGGAGUACAGAUUAUAUUUACCAUUUUUACCAAUUAUACCUAAAUGGAUAUUAUUAAUUACUAAUUCUUCAAGGAAACUUGGUUUUUACUAGGAGUCAAAGAGGGGAAAUAUAUAUUAAAAAAAACAUUAAAAACCAAACUUGCCAGCAAACCUUCUUCAAACCAAUUUAAAACUAAAACCAAAUCCAUUCGAAACAAGGAAUUUUUCAAACUUGGAAACAUAUUUUAUUUGUCAGAAAAGAAAAACACCAAAGAAUUUAUUAAAACCAUAAAAACCAAUAUUGCAAUAAACAUGGCAGUAAAUAAAGAAAAACCUUUAGCGUUUACCACUUCUUUUUCUCGACCGUUCUACAUUGAUCUGUUUGUGCUGAUUGUCUGUGUUCUUGGACUGGCUAAUGCUCAGCAACCACCUUGCAUAGUCAAGGGGUGCAUCUACACUCGUUUGCCGUGGUACGGCUAUUUAAUUCAAAAGACAUUCCACAGAGACAUGGCAAAAAUUCAGUACCAGUUAUGGUACCCGGUUAGUGAAUGCUGUGCAAAUCUGCUGAUUUAUUAUGAUGACCAGUUGCGUACACUCAACGACAAAAUGUCAUGUUCAGAAAGGGAACGUAUUUUACCUGCAGAUAAUAACCAAAUUAUACCCCUCUACACGGGGAAUCACAAAUCUGUAGGUUGUAAAAUAUCGAAUGAAACAGGUAAAUCAAUUUAUGUGUGUAUUGGUGAACGAACAUUUCGAUCAACUGGUGCCCGAACCUGGUAUUUUGCUAUAAGUCGUUGUAGUUCCAAAACCCACUUAAACUUAAACUAUUUCUUUAAUAUUACAGGAUUCUAUGGAACCUGUGAAGAAGACGCCCUGUCUUUCUCUAAGACUUAUAUUCCUCCCAAACAGAACAAUGGUACAAACCUUUAUGCUGUUAUUUUUGGUGUUGUGUCCGGCGUGAUGUUGAUUUUGGCUGUUCUUUUCUUCUCAUUGUGGUGCGUAGCUGUCCGGCGUAAAACAAGUGGCUCAGUUACCUCGAGCCAAGCAACUAUGACCCAUGACAUAUUCUACGUGAACCAUUCGCUCUCUGACCGCGAGCAGGCCGACUACUCGCAGUCAAGUUCGGAGAACUACUAUGAGGUGAUCCCGGAAAGAAGAAGCUAUGAAAGCAUCAGUGCACAGGCUGCAUCGACAGCAGAACGCCACCACAGCCUGCGUACGCACGCGACCCUCGCCAAAGAGCACCGAACGCAUACGACAUACAUCUUCGACGACUACCCCCCUCCUCCCUACCAUCCUCCCCAGCCCACUCCAAGCAAAGGCCAACCACAGCGGCAGCCAGUCCAGGUUAUCCAGGCAAUGCAGCCCAUUCAGAGCUUGCAGACAGGUAUGCAGACCAGUUUGCAGUCUACCAUGCAACCCAGCAUGCAGUCUACCAUGCAACCUAGCAUGCAGCCUAGCCUGCAGACCACUCUUCAGCCUAGCCUGCAGACAACUCUUCAGCCUAGCCUGCAGACAAGCAUGCAAAGUAGUAUACCAACAGCUGUUAUGCAACCCAAGUUUCAAUCAGCACUCGAAACCAGUGCAUGAAGUAAUACACCAAUGAGAUUUUCAAGCUAAAACUUUGCUUCAGACAUGAAAAAAGAAAAAAAUAAAGAAAUCUAAAUGCCAGAUUUAUUAAGUCUUUCCUUAUCUUUGAUAAUUCCAUGCAUCGAUGUUUGCAAAUCAAGCAACUCUUGUCAUUAAUUCCAAGCAAGGAGCGGGGAACCUUUAAGUGAUUUGCUGCGUAUCACUUCUUUGUUCCUCCAAAUCUUGAAUUGAACUAGCAAAUUCAAACCUCCUCCAACAAAAACAACAACUGCUACAACAGUAUGGUUAUGAGAAUGACCAAAUUAUAAAUGAUAUAAAGGCCACCCCUUUUGGAAUAACGAUAAUUCACAUUGGCCGAAAAAAAAAGCAAAAAAAGUUUUUUUUUCAGAUGAUAUUUUUGUUCCAGAAAAAUAAAUAAUUAAAAAUGAAACAAAAAAAAUAAAAAGAGGGGAGAUUCUUGCCUGCUUCCUUCGUUAUUUCAUAGAGAAAAAUGAAAGACAAGAAUAUCAAACAUCUUUCUAUUUCUCUUGGGCAGUGGCAUUUCUGCAAUGUUUCUUGGAGACAAUGACUUUUAAAAAUAUAUUCCAGCAUCAUGCGUGUGUGCGUAUGUAUGUAUGCGCAUAUAUAUAUAUAUAUAUAUAUAUAUAUAUAUAUAUAUAAUAUAUAUGCACACACAUGUGCAUACACACUCACAUUUGAAGCUGGAAAUGAACAGGUGAAACUGUACCAUACAAACAUCUUAACUUACCAAAUACCCAUUCCAAUUAAUGGAUUAUGGCUCAACACGUGCUGAAAUAUUAAAUACCACCCUAAUUUUUUUUUUAAUGAUGUUAAUAUAAUAAAAAUAAUAAUAAUGAUAACAAUUAUUAUUAUUACUAAUUUGACAUUGAACAAACCUCGAAAACAAACAAAAGACAUAAGGAAACAAAUAAUGAUUAAUACUCAUUAUUUUAAAUUAAAAACAAUACGGUCUUUUGUCCGUAUACCAUCUCAUUGCUUUGACAAAAAAAAAAAACAGAAAAAAAUUUGAAAUUAA
This is a messenger RNA of Octopus sinensis (East Asian common octopus), 3058 nucleotides long. RefSeq lists its product as uncharacterized. The coding region runs from base 745 to 2022 and encodes 425 amino acids. NCBI's taxonomy places the organism in Eukaryota, Metazoa, Mollusca, Cephalopoda, Octopoda, Octopodidae. The record is from RefSeq and is a predicted model, not a curated record. The transcript has a single exon.